AUGCAGCGACGCGUGCAGCGGAUUCUUGCUGCGCCGCACCUGAGACAUCGCUUCCGAGGCAACCGAUUCCAGGUCUCCAUAGCCACGAUCGUGCAGAAGGCCGACAAUGUCCUUCCGUGCUAUGUCGUGGUGCAGAAUCAAAUCCGCCCCCAAGUGGAACAAGCAACGGGACGCUGCGAAGCGACCUCCAACUUCACCCACACGCUGAAGUGGACUUGGCAGGACAAAGAGUACUCCAGCGAGGGUAAACAUCGAAGUAAACGUGGUGCCAAGAACGAAGCUGCGCGACAAGUCCUUAGAUUCCUCAUCGAUGAGGAGGCAUCAACUCUAGAUCCGCGACAGAACGGAGCCGUUGCGCAAUGGGCGAUUGGGUCUUUGAGUGAAGACUUGGAUGCCACCUUGGAAUGCAAAGAGGACGAUGAAACAGGUGGCUCGCGGCAGCAAAGCCAUACCUGCACCUGGACCUGUCCCCAGAUCGAGGGUGAAGUCGUUGCCACUGGCUCGGCGCGAGCGGCGACGGAGUCGCGGAGGAACGCUUUCGCUGCCCUCUACCAAAGCCUCCCAAGCGCUUUGGAGGAGAUCUAUCUGCAGGUCAAAGCCAAGCCUGCUGCAAGCAAUGAGGAGGUCAGGCCUGUCAACAAAGCUCGACAUGGGGAGAUCAACACUAUGCACAACACCGCUACCCAGAAGCUUCAAAUCAAGGCUGCUUGGGAUUUCCAUGUCCACACACCCGGACAAGUUGAGUGCACCCUGACAUGGACGUACUAUGACUAUGACCAGGCGGAGAUGAAAACUGUACAGGUAAGCGCUGUGGAACGAUCCAAGGCUGCAUCCAAGGCUGCCGCGAACCAGAAGAUGCUCAUCAAUCAGGGUCAUUUGGUGGAGAUCCCUUCCGCACAGCAGGAAGCCAUUGACGAAGUUCAUCUGGCAUUGAGGGAACAACGCGUCCAGGAUGCUUACGACAAGACGAUGUCUCUGCUGGAUCAGACGGAACCAGUGGCAUGGUCUUUCUUUCUGCCACACGUGUUCCGUGCGGUCUUGGGGGAAGGCGACCUUGCAUCUAUGCACGAGCUGCUGGGUAACGCUUUGCGGCUUGUCCAAGACUCUGGAAUGCCCGUGGAGCUGUGGGAAUCCUUGCUGGAUGAGGCCAGCUUUUCCGUGCGCCACUACUUCAUGGCAUCCCCAGCCUUGCGCCAGCUUGGAGGCGCCACGCUUGCGGACUCCUUCCCCCGCGCGCUUGAGAAGGACUACUUCCGACGGUUCAGGCACCUGCUGGCAUUGGAACGCCAUGGAGGGCUGAUGCACGGUAUUCAGCAAUAUGAGCUUGACCUCGACGGGCAAGCGGGUGUUCCGACCCUGGAAGUGCAUCAUUUCGAGGCCAGUCAGGUCGUGUUGACGGCACCACCGGGUACCGAAAUUUUCGCUAUGAUGGAGGGCCAUCGCUCGUUGAAGCCGGCGGAUUUGGUGCUGCUCGUUCCCAGCGAGGCUGCAGAAGAGCCGUCAAGAAACGAUGCUACCGACACAGAUGCCGAGAUGGGAAACAGCACAGGGUGGCAGCACCCGGAAGCUUGGCUGGCCAUCGUGACAAGCUUGGCUGGCAAUCCAGCUUUGGAUGAAGAGGUGAAGCUGCACCUCCGCCGAAUCUCAGACUUUGGUUCCGACAUCAGAGGCGCAGAGGUGAACGAGCGGCAUCCCAGGGCAUCACCCAUCACGAUCGGUAGGCAGUUCCGUUUGUACUUCCUCGCAUUGGAGACCCCGAUGAGUCGGCAGUUGGAUGCGCUCCGUAACCUAACACAAGUCAAGCUGCCGGUGUUCAGCGAGAAUUUCGACGGCCUGAAGCCCGAAUAUGCGUUUUCGGAUGCCAUUCGCGAAGUAAUUCUGGCAGAAGCCGAUGAUGCGCGAUUUUUGGCUGAAGAAACUGCGCGAGGCGGGCUCAGCCAGGAGCUGGCUGCACAACACCUUGAGAGACUGGCCGCAGAGCAGCCGCUCAUCGAGUCUUUGACUCCUUCGCAGCGCGAGUCUGUCACAAAGUCGCUGCAGCAGCGGCUGAGCCUGAUCCAAGGUCCACCUGGCACAGGGAAAACGCACGUGGCCUGUGCCAUCCUGGCAGUUUGGGCGUCCAUCUUCGCACCACUGGGAGAGCGCAUCCUGGCAGUGGCCGAUUCGAACGUGGCGGCAGACAACCUUUUUGUAAGAUUGAACAAAAUGGGAAUCCACAGUGUGCGGGUUGGACAGGGCAAGCAGGCCGAAAAUGAUAUUGCCGAAAUGAGGAGACAGCUUCCGGCGGCCACGGUGGUGGUGGCCACAUGCAUUGGCAGCGGCACAGAGAUUCUCAAAUUUAAGGGUUUUGGCGGAUCAUUUCAGCGCGUCCUGGUCGAUGAGUGUACUCAGGCGUGUGAGCCAGCAGUGCUCGUGGCUCUCGGGCGGCGAUGCGAGCAGGUGGUCCUGAUUGGUGAUCACGCUCAGCUUCCCGCCACUGUGCUAUCCAAAGCCGCAAGCCACGAGGGUUUGAGCACUAGCCUUUUCGAGCGAAUGGCAAACCAAAAUUGCCUUGAGCCCACAGUCCUCUUGGAGCAGCGGAGAAUGCACAACUCCAUCGCAGAGUUUCCCAACAGUGCGUUCUAUGGAGGUAGAUUGAUAAAUGCCGCAGAUGAUGCAAAGCUGACCGCAAUACCGGGCUUCCCAUGGCCAAAUCCGGACUGCAGAGUCUGCUUCGUAGAUGUGGCAAAGGGCCCCUCCAUGCUUGAGAGCCGUCGUGGCUUCUCAGCUUUCAACGUUGCCGAGGCGGAAACCCUGGUCGAUGUGUUGCAUGGAAUCAUCCGUGCUGGCUACCCUGAAGAUCAGAUUGUGGUGCUGACUGCUUAUAUGGCACAGAAGCAGGAGAUAAUUCGCGUGCUGCGUGACCGUGGGCUUGGCCGCUACUUGCACCACGUCGCUGUCGACACUGUGGAUGGUUAUCAGGGAAUGGAACAGGGGCUUGUGCUCUUCAGCGCCACGCGCAGCAACGAGUCUCGCGCUUUGGGAUUCUUGGCAGACACCCGGCGGAUGAAUGUGAUGCUGACUCGUGCCAAACAAGGUCUCAUCGUUUUCGGAAAUGCGGACACACUUCGUUUGAGUGAAGCCGCGCAUUCGAGAUGGCCAGACUGGCUUGCGUGGGCCGAGAGCAAGACGGCGGUCCUUUCAGCCGAUGAGCUCGCAGAGAGGAUCCAGACCGAUACGCGCACAGAGGACGCCACGCGCCCCAGCGAAGAUCUGCAAGGUGAAUCGGCGGUUCCUCCGCCAGCCCAAGCUCAACCCGGUUCGGUUUGGCAGCAAGUUUACUCUGAAGAGUAUCGCCGACACUACUACUGGAACACGGAGACAAAUGCGACUCAAUGGGAGCAGCCGCAGAACUUUGCUCCGGCAUCCUGA
Molecule: messenger RNA, 3411 nt
Organism: Symbiodinium sp. CCMP2456
Lineage: Eukaryota; Dinophyceae; Suessiales; Symbiodiniaceae
Source: the annotation of a GenBank genome assembly